AUGGUAAGUAUAAACAUAAAGAGCUUUUCCUAAAGAAAUUCAGUAGCACCAUGGGUAUAAAAGAAAGAGAUGUUGUCAUGGUCGGGUGGGCUGUUUGGCAGUGACGGCAAAGCAAUCAGCUGGUGAUCCAAGCAGUAUUCAAACCUUUGAUUGCUAGAUUGCAGGUCCCAAACAGCCCAGUCAAAAUGACCCGGCAGUUGGCAAUAAUUACUCCAGCCGCCUAAUCAACACUUUGGUUUACUAAUAUUAAAAUUAAUAAUAACCACCCAAUUUUAGGUCUUUGCUGCCUUCUUCUUUGGUUUUUCUGCCUAUUGUUGUAAAGCAUUUUUGCUGGCCUGCCUAUAUGCUGAACUCCCAGUCAUCGUGCCUCCUGGAGUUAAUUCCUGAGGGUUUCAUUACCUAAACAUAUCUACAAGUACAUCCAACAAUGUUUAAACCAUUUGCACUGCUGUCAACACUGCCUUUGCAAAGGUUUAAUAAUAAGAAUAAAUAAUAAUAAUAAUUUAAUAACUUAUAUAGCACUAGUUUACAUAUUCUUAUCAAAAGUGCUUUACAGGUAUAAUGAAAUUAAAAAUUAUGCUUUUAAAUAUGUACAAAAACUAGUUAUAAUCAAUGAAAAAUAAAGAAGAAAAACAUAUUUAAAAAAUAUCAUUAAAACAGGAAAUAAAUAAAAAUGCUGACCCAAACAAAAACGUCUUAAUGGCUUUACGAAAUAGCGCAAACUUCAACUGUGUGCAGACGUAAUAAAUAUUAUUAUUCUUUUUUUGCAAAUAACCCCAUUUAGGACAAGCAGCUAAAAGGUACAGUGUACAGAAUUACUGGUUCAAUUCCUGCCAGCAACUUCAUUCAGUUUCCUCGUACUAGUACACAGUCACUGGGAUUGACUGGGCGGUAUCUCUACUGCCUCUUUCGGCCAAUCCCUGGCAAAUAUUUUGUGGUACAUAUUGAUGUGGCAACAGAUGAUGGGCUGACCAUUAGGAUUUCCUUUUCAAACAUGUUCAAGGAGUUCAAGUCAACUUCAACGUGGCUGCAAUUUCCAUUUGUGUCAAGCCCUGCCCCAGGAUCUGUUGAUGAAGUUACUGUUGGCGAAGCGUCAGUGUUAAGUAGUAAGUCCAAUAAUAUUGUAAAUCCUCUAUUAACCUAAUUAUUCUUUACUUAUAAAUGAGAAUAAAUGUCCUUUUGUGAUCUUCCACUGUCUUUCCUUGUUGUUGCCUUUAUGAGCACAGGGUACCAAAAUUAUCGAUGCCUUCAAUUAAAUAUUGAAUUGAAUAAUUUUGUGUCACUCUGUAUCAACAAUUUCUUUGUUCAUUAAUAAACAUUGUCUACCCCUCAGCCAUCAAAUCAUCUUUCCAAAUUCCCUCCCUUCUGUUGUGAAUCAGAAUAAUAAAUUGUCAGAGUAAUAAAUUAUUAUCUUGGGUAUCUUAGGUCUUGUUGGCAUGACCCCACAGGCGACACGAUGGACUGUUCUGGUGCUGGACUUUCGAUACAUCUUAUCUGUUUACCUGAACCGCCAGUAUGCAUACAUGAAGAACAUUCGUUUGUGUGCCAGUAUGUUUCUUAAAGGACUGUUUACUAGCGACAUUGAUUAUCAGCCUGGAAUCUCUGCUUCUGAAGCCCGGAAACUGGGUUUGUUAGACCAAGGUAUCAGUCCCAUGCCGAGAGAAAUGGCAUUUUUGCUACCAAAAGGAGAAGAUUGGCUUCAGCUUUAUGACUACAUCAAGUUUCCCCCUGAUUCUAAAGUUGCUCAAUUUGGAAUCAUAGCAAAUGUGAAGUCUACAUUGAGUCACCACAAGACCGUCCCAGUUCAUCAAAGUUCAGAGAGAGAACAUUUUCAUUACCAGGACAAAAAAAUUAAGCCGAAUCAUCGUAGUCGUGUUAAUGUCAAUGGAAAACUGCCUAAGGGAAGUUAUGGAAAUGUUCCUGUAAUGGAUGAAGAGAAGGUGAAUAAUUACUGAGUACAAAGAAAGUCAGUUUUACAGCUUGCCAUUCGGGCAAGUUGUAGUGGUGGCAGGGUUGAACUAGCCCAAAAGUCAUUUCAACUAGCCUGAAAAGGUUUUUUUGACGAUCUGUAAUUUGAAUUCCCUUAAAACCUUCAUUUGCUCAUUGGGCAAGUUAGGAACAGCAUUCAUUAGCCUGAUAGCAAAAUCCACUAGCCCAGGGCCACUGGACAGUACUGACUUUCUCUUUGGUCACUGAUUCUAUGCUUUGUAGACAGAAAAGCUUGGCAGUGUUAUGUCCCGCUUUUAGUACUGUAUGAACAUAUUUUUCUUGUCAGACGGGCCAGGCAGUAGCUUCUAGAGUGGCAUUAGUGGACAGACUUAAUCCACAGAAACAACCUACAAAGAAGGUAUGUGGUAAUACCACUCAAUAUUUGUCAAUUAAUUUUCUAAGUCAAAGGGGAAGGAGGAUUUUCAACGUCUCGCUGUCACUAAGUUUAGGUAAUCCUACCUAUCCCCUUCAAUUUUCAUGGUGCUAUCCUCAAGCACUGUUGUCAGAGGAGGUGGGUCUUCAGCUUUCAACGAUCAACAUUUUGAGCCUAAAUAGGGGUGCUUAAUAAUUGAAGCCAGCACUUUUUCAAGCAUUUAUGGUAAGUGUUUUUCUCUUUCCUCCUCUGUGUUUGUUCUUUCUGGGAAAACUGUGCAACGGAGAAAGUAGCUCAAGUCAGUCAUAACCUAUGUGUUGUUUGUUUCUCAGCGGCAGUUUGUCAUUCCCACUGCCCUUCCAGCUGUUGGAGUGCAGGGAGCAGGUUUGGUAGAUGAGAACAAUGGUGAAGUGCAUGUUUAUGCCCAUCCAAGCAAAGUCGUCAAUAAUCUUCAACAUCCUAAAGAGAGAGAAAAGGUAUGAUUUAUUUUGAGCCCAAUCUUUUUCUUUUAUACUUAUGGUACUUUUUCAUCCAUGUUGCAAUCAAAUGGUUUAGCAACUGCAUGUUAUAGCUGCGCACAGUCCAUUCAAGUUCAGGGUAGUACUAGCUGUCUCCCUACAUUACCUACCACCCGUUAGCUGCCUUUUCACUUAUCUACCUGUCCCUCCUCCAACUCACUGGCCUGCUGCCUACCCCCUGCUUGUACUAACCUACUUCAUACCUACCUACCCACCCGCACACUUGACUGGCCUAUGAAAUCAAACUUACCUAACUUUGGGGAUAGUUUUUCUUUCAGGAGAAAAGGCAGAAGUUAGUACCUACCAGUGGCGGAUCCAGGGGGCCCGGGCCCCCCCCCCUUAUUUUAGACCCAAAUGAGGCCCGAAGUACUGAAAAAAAUUUUUUUGAGCUCCCCCCCCCCUUAUCUCAGGGUCUGGAUGACCCCCCCUCCCCCCAUCUGAAGGUCUCGAUUCGCCACUGCCUACCUACGUGUCUGCCAACCUGUUCAUCCACCCCCUGACCUGCUUACAUGCUUACCUACAUGGGGACUGGGGUGUUUACCAUUUGCACAAACCAAUCAGGUGGAAAUCUUGUGCAUUAUUGUAAAGUCUAUAAAAUUUGACUUGGUGGGAGAUCAACAGGCUACACAGUAUAUCAAAAUCAGCUUAACACACCAAAAAGAAAAGAAAAAUAAUAAAUUAUUGCAUCACCUCACAAACCACGGCCCGUAUUUUCUGAAGCUUCCCAAACAGAAUGGCCCGAACCAUUUGAUUUUCCAACUGCUUUUUUCAGUUUUUCUAUGUAAAUGGUAAGUGCCCACUCCCUUGUGUACCUACUAAUCUACCUGCAUACUUUUGUAGCUGCCCACCCAAUGAUCCACCUAUCUGCUUACCUUUUAACAGUUAGUUUUGACCCACCUGCUUACAUUCCAACUUAGUACCUACGUAGGUUGCAACUGCUCUAGCAUAGAUAAUAAAUUAUUGUAUUUUAAUUGGUUCUUUUAUGGCCAAUUUAGACGUUACUAUUUUUGCUUACCACUAUCCUGCAUGACUAGCAUACGUCACGACUUUUGACCAUCCACAUGCACACAAUUUUCACUUACGAUAUCCACACGUGUUGUACGGAUUUCAUGGGUCUAAUUCACACAACACUAUCUGACGUGAAGUCAUGACGUAUGCUAGUCACGCAUGACAGUGGUAAAUAAAAAUCGUAACAUUUAAAUCGGCCUUUAGACUUUUGUUUUCAUAAAAACAAACAUGUGAUGCAUUUGUGAGUAAAUGAAGAUGCUAUCCUAAUAGCUAAAAUUUGUCUCUAGGCUGCUCAAAAUACAAUAACACUGAAAUGUAAUUUUCAUGAGCCUCAAAAUUUUUUCUGGGUCCCACCAAUGAAAACGGGGCAGCCUCCCUCCCAUACCAACCCCUACACAAGGCUGCAGGCUGUGCUGUGUAAAACCCAUGCCCUUAAAUCUAAUCAGUUGUUGCCUACUUACACAUGUAAUAGUUUUCUCCUUUUUCAUUCAAUUUGCUGAAGAACCCUGAUUUUCCUACCAAGCAACCUACCUCCUCACCAAUAUACCCACUUACCUAAAAAGUACGUACCUACCACUUACUUAUGCACUUUUCCUUCCUAAUAAUACCUUCCUUCCUCCCUUACAGUGUGUACAUGUUCACUGGCCCAUAUUACACAGCAUUUUUUAGUUUUUUAACUUCUUAGUUUCAGAGAGCGGAAAUACCCAAGGCGACUAAGGCAGGAAACUUUACGGUAAAAGUGGAUUCAUUUUUGUGUAAUUGAACAUUUAUUGCUAAUACAGCAUAAUUAACUAAAUACACUUUUAUUAUUUAACUACCCUCCUUUCUGGAGAACUGCAGAUUCCCAAAAUAUCAAAUGGAAUCAACUUUUCUUGCCUUUUUUGUAGACUCUAAAACCAGAUCCAAUUUUGUCUCUCAAAAGAGUGGUAGGCUUUGGAGGUGGUACUUUUCGUGAGGUAAGCUUUAUUUUGCACUUUUGUUUCAGCUUCUCCAGUUGUAGUCUGUGUUUUUUAAUCCUGCUUUUAACAGGCAAUAAAAAGUGGCAGAGGUAAAACGUAAACUAAUCAAUAACUGAGCAUUGUAAACAAUUUUUGCGGAAAAAAAGCAUCAGGGACAAAUGUGUACUUGCAUUUUUGAACUGAUUUAAUUUAGACAACUUAAUGAGCUUCUGAAUUUGGCUCUGUUAUUGUUUGCCUAACAGUGUAAAGAGCUUUUCAGUUUUCUCUUUUCCCCUUCUCCACUGACAAGAUUACUGUAUUUUGCUCAGUGAUAUUGUGCACAAUUAGAAAACAUGUGCAGUGUAAUGUCAACUCUAGUCCCAUUUCUCCUUUAAGGAACUGUUUAACAGUCAGUUGGUUUACAAUGUAAGUAGUUUUUCAAAAUGACCAAUUACAAUAUUAUUAUCCCCCAAAAUAGACCAGUAUUCACAUUUAGCAACAAAACACAAUGUGAUAAUUUCACUUUCUUUAAAAUGGAGAUGAUACCCUGUAUUUUAAGCAAGAAAUGAUGCUGAUGGACUUUCUGCACUCAAUCAAAAUCUUUAACAUAGUAUCCAAUGAAUGUCUCUUAUGAUUUAGUGAGGGGAAUACCUGAUAGUAAUUUUCAAACAACACAGCAACAUGAAAUGUUAUUUUUUUAUUGAAUAAGUGACAAUCUUUUCACUUACAGGCUCUGUGGACCAAGAAUGGAUCAUGUAUUGUGUACCCAUGCCAUGCCAUCAUUGUGUCAAUAGAUGUUACAUCAGGUCACCAACAGUUCUUUAUGGGCCAUACAGAUAAGGUAUUUUAAAGUCCUGUGUAGAAGAUACCAAUUCCAGAGAAAAAAAAUGAAAUUUGCCUGUGAGUAAGGCUUGAUAGCCGUUGAAUUGAACAAAGGCAAAUGUCAGACAGGGAAACAAGGAAAUAAUAAUGGUAUCAAAAAUUUUUAAAACCUACUUUCAAUCAGCAGAAGAAAACCUCUCCCAGUAAGCAUGACGUGUGUUUUGGAGUCUGGUCAUGUUUUUGGUUUUUUUGUUAAAUGUUUGUGGAUUCUGGGGUGUGUUUUGGAUUCUGGGAAGUGUUUGUCCCCACGAGCCAUGAUAUUAUUAAUGGUAGGAAAUGACUCUUUUAAAGAUUAUCUUGGUCCAUGCAAAUUUCAUUAUUCGUUUUGUUUUUUUCUUACUCUAAUGAUAUGAAGUCAGAAAUGCUUUAUUUAUCUUUUCAGGUGGGGUUUGUUACACAAAUAUGUUGCUUUACAUUUGUUGCUUAAUAAAGUGUGUGAGUGUGUGUGAAUUUUUUCAUAUCUUUAGGUUUCUGCACUUGCAUUUGAUGGAAAAACAGACAUUUUAGCUUCUGCUCAAACUGGUUCACCCUCAGUUAUUAGAAUGUGGAAAUACCAGUCACGAAAAUGCACUGCCAUGUUUAGAGCAGAGGUUCAUAAUGUUCACUGUAUAAGGUAAAGGCCAGCUUCUUAAAAGUCUUUUAGGGUUGAAGAUCCUGUAGUAAUGGCUGUUAAAGUGACAACCCUUGAAAAAAUACUGAAAAUACCCCCCCUCAGCCUUUGAAAUAGAGGUGUUCUACACCUUUAAAUUAAGACCUUUACUUUUGUUCAACUCUUCUCAAAGCAAUAUUAACUUGCAUAAUUUUAUCAGGGCAAAUUUCAGAGCUUAUCCAUGCUCUUGCAGGGACCAGGAGACUUCUUCACCUUUAUUUACUAACUUCUUGGAUUUGUUUAUCGACAAAGGGCUUAGUAUUGAGUGGGGCAGAAAUGCAAGCAGGGUUUUUACUGUCAAACUCACAAAACUGUGAAGCACUUGAAAUAUGCCGGUAAUGUUUAUUGUGUUAUGAGCAAUCUCAACAAAGAUCAGGAUAUGCGAGCAAGGCACAAAACCACAAACUACUAUUGUUGCAUGCAGUUGGUUGGGUUUUCUCAUGCCAGCCGUACUUUUUCCUUAAAACACCGUAACAUUCCAGAAAUAAUUUUCUGGUGUUCACGGUUUUCUGAGCUUUACAGUGGUACUAUCACUGACAGUUACGGGGCUGUCAUGAAGAUUUCAAGGGUACAUGUAAUAUUAGUAGACGGGGAAUUGAACAUCUAGGGAGUCUUUUUUCUUUUUUAGUUCUUUUUUCCUUUUGUUUCCUAUGCAUGAAAGUAGCCAAGGUUCAUACUCAUAGAAACCAAGGGAAAUCCCUGCUCCCAGUCCUUAUAGUGACAGCCUUGCAGUAAUGACAUUUUUAUUAAGUGCAACCUUAUUUAUUUCUCAAAUAUUUUAGUUUAUCGUACAGUGGAAACAUUCUGUGCGGAGUUGGAAAAGAUGGUCAUGGCAAACAGGUGAAGAUGUAUCUCUUGAAAUAUUAGGCUGAUUUAGCAACAGAACGUGAACGUCAGUUGCCGACGGCGUGUGCAAAUCAAACAACUGGGUUGACCAAUGGCACAGCGGCAAAUUGGGCACCGGAAGUCGAGUUUAGUCCUUACCACACACUUUCCCGUCGUCAAAUGACGUUCCCGUUCUGUUGCUAAAUCAACCUACUAUCUGCUUCCUGUGUCAAUGGGGUACCUAAGGGAUCAAGGAGUUUCACCGUUGGAAGUCCUUUCUUUCUAUUUGAAGGAAGUUUGAAUCAAAUGGAAUGUUACUUGCCAUUGACCCCUUUUGUGGUUCCGGAUUUGCUACUCAUAUUCACCCCUUUCAGAUUUCAGUGCAUGUUCUGAGCAUUCUUGGUCAAAGCCUCAAAGCACAUUUCAGCGUGCUGAUGCAUGGCAACUUUUUUCUAUGGAGUGUAUCCUUUGGUUUCUUUGUAUCCCUCACAUCCUAUUCCCUUAUCUCCCAUUGUAAACAAAGUGUAUGUGAUGAUUGCCUGGACAACUCCAUGCAGUGUAGGGCUCAUGGCUGAGUUUUAAGGAUGGCCAGCCAUGGGAGCAGUUUUCUGUCUAGACCCAGCUGGUCACAGUGAAGGCCCCAGACAGACCAGGCACCCAUCUUCCAUACACUGUACAGUGUGAUGCAAUUGUUAACCUUCCAUUUAACUACAUCAUUCUUUGAAAUUGUUAUAAUGUUAUCACUGUUUCAGAUGGUUGUGGUGUGGGAUGUAAGCCAUGCCGUCAGGGGUGGUGAGAUGUCUAUCAUUGCCAAGGCUCACACUGAUGUUGACAUUUGCCGCAUGAGGAUAGCAGAGUUUGAUGACAGCAGGUACUGCAAAUUAAUAAUUGAAAAUAAUCAACUUUUUCUUCACCUCACUAUAACACUAUCUUUUAGUGUUGACAUGAGUAGUAUAGUAGGGACAUAAUUGGAAUCUCAUUAGAGUGAAGUGGAAUACAUCACCGGUAAGACAGGUGAUGUCAUGAAUAGGUAUCCCACCAGAGUAACGGGUCCAUACUAUACUCUUGACAUGUGAUUCCAUUCAGAUCAUUUUUAAAGGAGUACAUAUUUUAUUUCAAUUGAUGUCAUUCAGAAGUCCUUCUUCAACUUCAUACUGGUUAAUAAAGAAUGAAAGGAUAUAAUGCUACAUUUUCCAUUUUGUGUUAUUUUUUAAAAAUUAUCAUAAUUAUUAUUAAACAAUAACAUAAAAUGGAAAAUGAAGCAUUAAAUCUUUUCGUUUUUUAUUAACCAGUGUGAAGUUGAUGAAGGACUUCUGAAUGACAUCAAUUGAAAUAAAAUAUAUAUUCCUUUAAAAAUGAUGUAAAUUAUUAUUGACAAUAAAUGCAUGAUAAUGUUAUUAUUGCUUCCACUAUUUGUAAUACCAUUUGACAAAAGGCAGGUUAUAUUCACAGGAUACCCAGGAGUGUAUUAGAAAUACUGUAACACUCCUGGGUUUCCUGUGGCCCAAGAUUUCAACUCCACGGGUCACAGUAUUUCUGAUGUACGUCCCAGUACAGGGUAUGGCUUUAUGUAAUGAAACAAAUAUCCAAUGAAAGCAGCUUGGAAUGAAGAUAAUUGUCAUCCUAGGGUCUGUUCAGCUAAAAGGACUGAAUAUUAAUUUCAUGAGCUUCCUUUAAACUGUGACAUGCAUGUAUGAGCCCACACUACUAUUUACAAGCAUUUGUGUUUCCAUUUAAUGUCUGAAUCUUAUUUGCAUAGUUUAAAGUUUUACUGUGCACUGAAGAAGGGUUAUAAACCAGAAACCUCUUUUAAAGACAUUUAUGACACUUAAUACACACCAUAUCAAUUAUCUUAUUAUCUUAUGCAUCACACCAUUCUGUUCACCAAACAGGGCUUUUAGGGGGUCCUGUCUGCCUGUCAUUGUUGUUGCUUGGUUUGUUAGAUUUAACUUUGACAAACAAGUUAAAAGUAACAUGUGUUAAGACUAAAAAUCUACAUUUAGCAAUUCUUUAACCUGGAGCUUCUAUACCUUUUCAGUUGUUGCACAUUUUUUGUUAAAUACCUUCAUAUGUAAACAUUUUAAUGACAGACUGGUUUCCUGUGGCAAUGACAACAUCCGGUUCUGGCGAAUUCGUCAUGGUUCUUUGAGGUCAUGUCCAGUUGACCUUGGUCGUCAUGGCUCUGUUGAUUUUAAUGACAUUGUCUAUGGAGCUAAAGAUCCUUUAAGUGCAGAUCCUACAGUUAGGAAAGUGUGAGUGUUAUUAUUAUUCUUUUUUUGUUGUAGUUUUGCAGUUCCAUCAGUGGCUUUGGUGUGGGGUCAGUAUAGCAUUAAACAAGCUUUUUUGGGGGGGUGAGGGGCACUCCAGCUUUAGAUACCCAUGGAAAGGGAUGCAAUCAGAGUCUGAACAUAAAAUUAUUGGAUUCAUUUGAGCACUGUUGGUUAAUGGCAGUUGUGUGCUGAGUUUUUGAAAUAAAACUAACAAUAUUCUUCAUCUCAGGAAAUGUGUUUUUGCUGUUCCCUUACCCUUCGUUUCAUCAAGGUACCACUGUAGCCAAGUAUAAAUUGCAUGCAAAUCAGGGCCAUUGAAGACAAAUUUUGCUACGAUAUGUAUAGUUCUGGAGGACUCUGAUCAACAAUCUUUUUGUUUACUUUUUAUUGAUCGUUCUGCAGAUAUUCUUGCACAAGCCAUGGAACAGUGUAUCAGAUUGACUAUCAGAAAAUCAUGCUGGAUAAAGUUAUCAGACUUCUCCCUGUGGGUUCACAUCACAAUCCAGUUGGUAAAUAUGGUGGCACCACUCCAACUGAGUUUGGGCUUGGAAUUAACUCACUCUGUGUGAAUGAGUCAUUCUGUGCCACUGGAUCUGAUGAUGGUAUACUUCGAUUAUGGCCUUUGGACUUCUCUACUGUCUUCCUUGAAGCUGGUAAUAAUAUAAAUGUAUCAAUUUUUUGUCUUUUAAUUUUAUUAAUAAAUUAUCAUAAUUAGUUCUACUUAAAGAUUGUUUCUUUGUUCAGUUUUAUCCAAUAAUUGAUUGUUUAACUGAAACAAAAAUGUCAGGUCAGAAUUUUUAUGGUAAAUUAAAAACAUGGUGUCAUUAUGAUAAGGAUAUCUUUUCAUGAUGUUUUGGUUUCUAUGAAAUGGUAAUCUUUUCAUUGACAAACCUGCAACUACAUGUACUUCCAGUUUUAUAAGAUUAUACCAUGAGGACUGUGCGCUACAAUGGGGAGGGAUUACAAAUACGCCAAAUUUGGCGUAUUUUACGCCAAGAAUUCAUCAAUGACUCCAAAAAAUUCCAUUGGGGAGUCACUUUGACUCCGGAGAGGAAUUCAGAAAUGUUCAGCAGAAUUUUAUUUUCUGCCUGGAAAAAUCUUAAAAAUUGUUAUAUCCGUAAUGAAACAAUAAAAAUGGAAGGUCCUGGCAUUCCUGCAACAACAUUCCUUUGUGAAACAAACUUUGUCCGUAGCUCGUUUGUGUCCGACGUACAGCACGUUGCCAUUUUUAAUUGUGAACGUUUUCGGUCAGCGGUUCUUCUCCGCAUACGUACUUCAUAUAAUAAUGGUAUUAAGUGCCUUCACUGCACGUGCUCAAAAUGGCCGCGCCUUCAGCUUCGUCCUCGAGGAAGCGGAGUCUGGAUAAAACAUCAGACCAGGCUCCUAAAAGAAAAUUCCGCACGGAAUGGACCUCCAGAACUGGAUGAUUUCGUUGAUGAGUGUGUUCUGAAGUGGCAGCAAGCUCGAAGGGGAAGAUAAAAAUCUGUUCAUCUUGUGUUGUUAAUAUUCCUCAAGAACUCUAGAGCAGUAAUGGAACAAUUUGGUGUGGAAAAAGACAUUUUUAUAUAAAAUUGUACUUGUGUUCUAUGCUGUUAUCUAAGGAAAUGUAGUACUUUGCAUUAAAGCACACAUCUUGUUUUUCUUUGAAAAUGUAGUGUUUUGUUUGUUAUGUUCCUUGACCUCACAUUUUCAAAAAUGACUCCAACAUUUUUGGACAAGGAGUCAAAGUGACCUCAAAGGGAAAUAGAAAUUUGUAAUCCCUGUUAUGUGUUACAGGUCAAAUUUGUUCCCAGGUUAAAAUUUUUUAACCUAGGUUGAUUCUCAGUUUUCUUUGUCUUCUAGCGCCUAGGUUAAAUCAAAAUUAAUCUGAGAUCAAAUUUGACCUGUAACAAAAUGUAAAGCAAUUUGUUUUGUGGUGCAAGUGACUUGAAAUGCAGCACUUGUAACAGCCUUAAGUUUUGAACAUUUCUAGGCAAAAAGGCUCAAAGAAUAGAUAAAAGGGUCAUAGUUUUUAGAGUAAUUUGUUAAAAGCUCUAUAGCUAGGCUCUUCAUAAGGCCUAACCAUUCAGCAGCUUCCUUAAAUUGAUGAUCAUUGUCUUGUUCUUUGUGACUCCACAAGCUUGUCCUUAUCUUGUUAAUUAACAGCUAUGAAAAUUUUAAACAACUGAAGAAAAAGCCAUUGUCCUUAAAUAACAACUGAUUCCUUGUUCUUUUAAACGUCUGUAAUACAUUCUUAGACUUGACAAACUGAAAGAUUGUUCAAUUCUAUCGUUUUGUCAGAACAUGAGGGGCCACUGACUGCUGUGAAUAUAUCCAGUGAUGGAUUGUUUGUUUUAGCAGGGACUAAAACUGUAAGUAAGCAUCAUAACAUUUAUGCAAGGCUCCUGAGCCAUAAAUCAAGCUUGUUCCUGUUGAAUUUUUUUUGCUAUCAUGGUGUAAUAACAUUAUUAUGUGUGUGAACUAACAUUCUUCUACAUUUUGGAAGGAUUACAUAUCAGCUUCUUUAAUUUCCCUGUUCAUUUUUUUAAAGGGUAAUCUUGGUGUCUUACAAGCUUCGGCUCGAUCCUACACCACUCUAAUGAGAUCACACACUGAGCAGAUCCUAGCCAUGUCCUUUGAUUCAACGCAUCGUUAUCUGGCCACAGUUUCUGCAGAUCAGUCCAUUAGAGUUUGGGAUCUUGAUACCCUUGCACAGCUGUUUGAUUUUCAAGCCCCAGGAGAAGUUCCCUGCGCCAUUGCAUAUCACCCCCGACUGCAGUGCUUUGCUUGUGGCUUCAUGUCUGGCUGUGUCAGGGUGUUUGACGUUGGAACAACAAAUCUCUUGGCUGAACAUAGUCAACAUGCUGGUCAAGUAACUGGUUUGGUGUUCUCGCCAAAUGGAGAGUUUAUGCAUAGUGCAGGUGCACUAGGUAAUGAAUGGUAAACUGACGUGAAAGUUUAAAUGAUAGAAUCCUAGCUCAUUCAUGCCUAUGGUCUUCUUCAUAUUGCUCCCUUUAAAAAUGAACCUCAGGAAUCCAAAACUUUUUUCUUUUUUCCUUUCUAUCGAAGAAUUGUGUAAGGAUCCUAGAAAAUUAGCAUCUCAAAACCAGGUUCAACGUAAAUGAUAUUAAUUCAUCAACAAGCUUGUGUCUCUUAAAUUCAUUGACGUUGCCAUUAUUGUUUGUGCAAAUCCUCGCUGUGCACAUGCACAUUAUUCAUGUCACAAAGUCAUGUUCCUGAAGGAUUUUCAAAACUAGUAUAUUUUCAUAUUUUAUCAGCUGGAGGUUCUUUUCUGUUUGAGUCUGAUGAAAUACAUGACAAAAGUGCAUAACAAUAAAUAUUAUUUUUCGUAACAUCAAAAGCGUAUUCUAACAUUCCAGUAUUUUAUGGUACUGGGUUUUGCUCUUAUGCACUUUACCUCCCUCCUAAAUUGCAUUUUGUAACUUUACUUCACUUCUGGUCUGCCUUAAAAGCUUAAGAGUUUUCAAAGAAAUUAUUUUAUUAUAUAAACACCAGCGAAAUACCAGGUGAGCUUUUGCCCGAAAACAUGAUACCUUCACACAUGAAAAUUUCACAUGUGAAAAUAUUACCGUUGCUAUGGUUACAUAAUAAAUCGCACCUUUUGCAGGAAAAAACUGUUUCAUUGAAAUGGUUUGGUAUUUCAUUGGUGUUUAUAUAAUAAAUAGAACAUUACAUGGCCGCUUGGAGAUACGGAAUUUCUCUUCUCGUGUUGAAAAUAUCUCCGCGCGGCCAUGUAAUAUCCUCUAUGUCACUGAAGCUGUGUCUGCUGUCUUGCUUGGUAGGUUCUCUUGCCCUGUAUGAUGCAACUGAUGAGGGGUUCCAGCUGACCCGUGUACUGCCCAAUACAGUAGUAAUGGGGGGUAAGUUUGGACCACAUGUACUGAGUGUGAGUGAAGACAGCCUGAGGUUGGCAUUUAUUGGACCAUCUGAAUACACAGUGACUGUUGCCAAUGCUAGAUCUUUGGAUGAGGUAAGUUUUAAGUGAGGUUAUCUUUUUUUCCUGUGAUUUGUUUUGAACGGUAGUAAAAACCAGCCCUCUCACUCUUACAUGUACCACAGAGUCAACUCGCGUAAUGGACACCUCCUCAAAUUGGGACUUCUAGAGCUCGUCUUUGUUUAUCCUUUUGUUUGACGAUAAGGUUGAUCUGAUUAUGAUGGACAGUUCUUGUCCCAAGUAUGUCCAUUUCUAAGAGACUUAAUUGUACUCACAGUGAUGUCAGUAAGAUUUUAGGGCUCCAGGUAUAUGUAAUAAGUAGACGGGGAAUUUAGCAGCUAGGAUGUUAUUUUGGUUAUAUUUUCCUUUUUUUCCCUAUAAAAGAAGCCAGGGGUCAUGCUCAUAGUAGCCGGGGGAAAUCCCUGGCCCAUGGCCCUUAGUGACAGCUGUGAUUCCCUUGCAAAUGGUAGUCUAGUCUUAUUUUUAAACAGUCUGGGAAAAGUGUGGUCAUUCUUCUCAGGUUCCUUAGGCAGAAGUUGCAGUAAGAAGCAUCAAACUGUCUGAGAUUAAGGUCUAAAAUUCAGCCUCAGCAGGGAUAGCGAGCAUUGCAUGACAUCCAAAAAACAGCUGCAAGGGAGACUACAUGUACAGCAGGGAUAGUUCAGUCCAUAUAGCAAUGGACUGCAGAUAAGAGGUUGUGGGUUCUGUCCCUUUGAGAGGACCAACACUCAGAGUCCAAUAACCCGAGAAAUGAAGAUGGUGCCUUUGCGAAUGGCUUUUCUCUCAUAACUGGGGUGACCCUGUAGAAAGGGCAGUGUUAUCUCCAGGGGAAGGUGCAAAAAGUAAAAAUGGUAUCUAGCCAUUACUACUUUUGUGCCAAAUACUUUGACUCUUGAUUAAGUAUAUGUUUAACAAAUGCUACCAUUGGGUGAAAGUUGGGCUUGACUAAUUUGUAACAUGAUGAACCAGUCAAUUAAAUGCUUUCAUCACUUAACAGACUGACAUGAGAUUGUUAGUGUUUAUCAAAGGCAUUAACAUUUAAUAAUAGGGAAUGUGACAGGGGGCAAUGUGUGUAACUGUUAAAGUGCUAACAGUGUUUUUCAUAUCUGUUUUGAGGUUUUACGAGUGGAUAUCAGCACCAUCACUGCAGAUAGAUCCAUUGUAGACUCAGCCCUUCAUGUUUGUUUUGCUCCAUCAUCUGUCAAACAACUGUUGGUUGUCACUUCAACAAUAAGACUGCUGAAACUCGAUUCCCAUAAUGGAGUCCUCUUAAGUGAGGUUUGUAAUUUCUAAUAAUCACUGGUAAACUGCCAUUACAUUUAUUUUACAUUUUUGUCUCAUGUGCAGCUAUUUUGGCUCUACUUAUACUUACAGUUAAGCUAAGACUGGGUUUUUGUUCAAACUGGAACAACCAUACUUUGGGUUUUCAUUUGUUUAUCAUAAAAUGUAAUUUGUUUUCCAUAGAACACUUUGGAGCUCUGAAGAAUUAGUCUCAAAGUGUUCAUGAAUUUUGGCCAGUGGAAACUGUUGAUAGUCUUUAAUGGCAGAAGAAAAUCAGAGUUCCCAGCAAAAAUUAAACCUCUUAAAUCAAGGAUGAGAGCCAACAACAACAAAUUAAACCUGCAUUGGAUGCUGGGACCUGGUUCUUAAGGCUUUAUUUUUUAUCAGUAUGAAGGAAGUCAUCUAGCCCUGUCGUAACAAUUUUAUUACAUUAUUACUGGGCACAUGUCAGUAUCAUACAGAUCUGAAGAUGUGGUGGCCAAGCAGUUUAAAACAUGUGAUUGUCAUAGUCCAGGUUCAAGCCAUUCCAUUUCUCAGGCAGAAGACAUUGCUCCACUUUGUCACUCUUCACUUAGGUGUAUAAAUGGGCAGCAGCACUGGCAAUUUUCCUGAAAUAUGGAAAUGCUCGAAAGUGGCUGCACUUUUCAAAACUGGAGAUAGGAGAGAUGCGUCAAAUUAUCGCCCAAUUUCUAUUCUGCCAACAAUGAGUAAAAUUCUGGAAAAAGUCGUCCAUUCCCAAUUCUAUGACUUUCUGAAUUCAAAUAAUCUCCUUUCAAGCAAACAAUUUGGCUUCCGUCCCAAACUGUCUACAACAUCGGCUCUCACCAGUUUUGCACCUGAGGUCCUAUUGCAUAUGGAGAGUGGAGAACUGUGCGGUGCAGUGUUCCUAGAUCUGACCAAGGCAUUCGAUACCGUUGACCAUACGAUCUUGCUAUCUAAAUUGUCGGCUAUCGAUGUCUCGCCCAGCACUCUACAGUGGUUCAAGUCUUACCUGAAUCAUCGUAAACAGCGGACUGCCUGUAGCGAUGCUGUGUCUGACCCUCUCCCGAUGACCUUUGGGGUGCCACAGGGGAGCAUUCUAGGACCGCUUCUCUUCUUGGUUUAUAUUAAUGACCUUCCGCUGGUUAUAAAGAAUUGCGGUGACUUUGUAUGCUGAUGACACGGUCCUGUACUACUUUGCUAAAGAGCCACACCUGUUAGAAGAGGCACUGAAUGAUGAUCUCUUGAAAGUUGCCCAGUGGUUACAUGGAAAUAAGUUAACUUUAAAUCUUACUAAGACGAAAUCCAUGAUUAUAGGCAGUAAUAGGAAACUUGUUGGUAUUUCCUCUUUCACGUUAUCUAUUUUUGACACUGAUAUAAAUUCUGUAAGUAGUUUUAAAUAUUUGGGAGUUAUGUUGUCUUCAACUUUCACAUGGUCCGACCAUAUUGAGUAUAUUUCAUGUAAGGUUAAUAAAAACCUUGGUCUUCUACGUAGGAUUAAGUAUUAUUUACCUUAUGAUGCCCGGUUACUUUUUAUAAUAGCUUAGUGCUACCUAUUUUUGAUUAUGCUGAUUUAGUCUGGGGUGACAAGGACAAUGUCUCACUUAUGAAGGAAUUGCAAAUUCUCCAAAACAAAGCAGCUAAGUUGAUAUUAGAUAGAUCACCUCACCCUCAUCCACCGAUGCAUUGAUUGUCUUGAGAUGGCUGAAUCUUGAAGAACGUAGGAAAUGUCAUCGAUGUAUAUAUGCAUACAAGUGUAUUAAUGGCCAACUUAAUCAUUCUUUGGACAUUGUAAGAAAGAGUGAUAUACAUUCCUACAAUACGCGCAAUAACGAUACUAUCAAGCUCCCCAAAAUUAAAUAUAAUUGGGGAAAACAACGUUCAUGGGUACCACUGUUUCAAAGACUUUAAUGAAUUAGAGAGAACUGUAAGAAACUCAGCAAGUUUUCCAAUUUUUAAGAAGUGUCUUUUUUCUGCUUUUUAUAAUUGAGUACUUGUAGUGUGUAUGUUUUAAUUAUUUCUGUAACUCGAUUUUAGCUUGAAUUAUUUAUUUAUUUAUUUUUUUUUAUUUUUUUUUUUUUUUUUGUAUCAUAUAUAUCGAUUUUAGCUUAACCUUUUUAUAUUUUAAUUGUAUUAUAUAAUAUACAUCUCGUAAUUAGGACCUCUAUGUAAACCACUCUUGUGAUGGAGCAUCCUAUUAAAAGAUUGUUAUUAUUAUUAUAAGGCUGCAUUUCUCCUAUUGGGGAGUAGCAGCACUCUUGGGUGCUUCAUGCAGCCGAACCUUAGUUAAGUUCCAGCCAUGUAAGCGUCUUGAUUUGCUUAGCAUUACACUCCAAUGUUCUUAUCUUUGGAAUAUCCUAUUGGCAAACAAUUAAUUUUGGGAAUCACAAUUUUCUACUGCUAAAUGAUAGACUUCUCCUGUCUUAGAUGUCCAACAUCCAUCGCGGUAGUUGUUCUAGUUUAGAUGUCAGCCGUGACGGCAAGCAUUUAGCCACUGCUGGAGAUAGAGUUAUCAAGAUUUGGGAUUACCACAUGAGGCUGGAUAUCAACUUUCAGGUACUGGAAUAAGAAAAAAGAGAAAUGUGAUUGGAUUCAAACUCAGUUGUGUACAGGUUAUGGAAGCCCAAGGCUGUUGGUGGGCGGCUUUUAGAUUUUACAGUAAAAUAUUAUCACAGAUCUAGCAAGAGUGGGUGCCUUUCCCUGAGUUUGUUUCACAUAUGAAAACAAAACAGGCUGCAAUAUUUACCUUGAAGUUACUUUAUACUGCAGAAAUUAUACAACUGACCAUGUCAUGAGUGUGAAAUCAAUGUCUUUGUACUCAAAGCUAUCCUGCACUUUCUGUUUUAUAAUAUAGGUUUUUAUAGGACAUUCAGACCAUAUACAGCAGGUUGCAUUCACCCCUGAUUAUCUUGGUCUUGUCAGUGUAGGAGAGGCCAUCCUUUUGUGGGAUUUUCAUGGAAGAGGGAAACAUUUUCACAUAAAUGGGUAUGUCAAUAAUAAUUUAUUGGAUUAUAAAAAUCAUGUCCUAAAGAGAAAGCUCUUUGGUCGUACUUACUUAUUUGAGUACUGAGGAAAAUGUUUUAUUUCCUUGGUAAUUCUCACUUUCACAGGCUGGUGUAGAAAAUUUACCCUUGUCAUUGGGCCUAUUAAAUGUCAAUCAUAGUAAUUACUGACAUCUUGGAAAAUAAUAAUCCGGAAGUAUCCAUUUCUAAAAGGCACCUUGAUCCUCUUUGGGGGAAAAUUAAAGUUACUAGCCCCAAAUGAUGCCUGGGUACCAUUUGAGCAUGCAUCCCUAAAGAUGACGUAAUUUAAGUACUUAUUACUGAGUAAAGGCGGGCUUUUAUUUUGAUUUCAAAUUGAAGAAUAAUUUUUUUGUUUUUUGUUUUACAAUAUUCAGGGGGCGUGAACCACAGAAGAGCUAUAUUCCUGAUGCACCAGGUAUACAGUAUUCUACAUCAGACAAUAUUUUAUUUUAUUAGAUUCCCCAAUUAUUGGCAGGGUCACCGCAACAGCAUUACUGCGCAUUACUGUGGGCCCUUAACAGUCCCUCCCCCCAUGAGAGAUAGACCAACACACAGGGGACUACGUCCCCUACUCUUUACAAACAGUGUGUGGGUUCUUUAACGUCCCACAGAAUUUAUGUAUGUAAGGGUUGUGAGAUGGGGCCUAUGGUUUAUCGUCCAUAUCCAAGAAGACUAGAAAGUCUAACCAUUGGCAGGUGUCUUUACAAAGGCAGCACUUUCUUCUCAGUUAUUUCAAGACCCUGAGUGUUGGUCCAGCGGGACUUGAACCAGCAGCCUCUCACUUGGCAGACCGGCGCUUAUCCAACUGAGCUAACCGGGCGGCGGGUUGUACCUCCAUUAGAGGAAAGUUCAGUUAAGUUGGAAUUUAUCUAUUAACUUUGUUUAUCAAUUUUUUUCUGUUUUACAUACAGAUAAAAGUGUGAGAAUUACUCCUGAAAGACCAUACAGUCCUAUGCAUGCUCAGCCACACACAGUCACUCCCAGAAAAUAUGUUCCUGUACCUGCUGCUUAUGAACCUCCUCAGUUUGAUGUAAGUCCAAUUCCUGCUAAUGGUCUGGACAAUGAAGAAGUACCCAAUGCCAGACACGAUGGAGUGCCUCAGACUGAAAGACAUGAAUAUUAUUCUCCAAAGAAAAUCCUGCAGGAGCAGAUUCCAGAAGGCCAAAGCAAACAUGUAAGUAACAAUGUGAAGGCAUUGUAUAAAACACAAAGAGGAUACUAAUGAUAACAAUAGUCAUUUCACAAGUAGGUUGAGUAUGAUCUUUCAGGUGAAUGUAUUCCUGAAUAGGACUGUUGUUGUUGACAGCGACUGACGUUUUGACAACUUGUGCGGUAGUGAUUUUCAGAGUCAAAGUGAAGAAGACUACCACACAGGUUGUUGAAAGGUCAGUCACUGUCAACAACAACAGUCCUAUUCAGGACUCUUUCUUUCUUUCAGAGUCAUCUCCUCUUUAGUGUCAGUUAAUGUAUGCUGUUUAUUGUUUUGUUCAGAAAUCACCCAUCAAGACUAAAUCACCUGCAAGGAGACUCAACUUCAAUAUCCCGGCAGCUACUGAAUCUAGAAUCCCAAAUGGGGAAAUUCAUCUUCCCCCGACAGUCACCAAGCAUUUCAAGAGGCAUGAUAACAUGUCCUCCUUGGCUGAACGCAGGUACACAGCUCCACCUAAGCAAGCAGGUCUCCAGCUAAAAUCUGUUCUUGGGUACAAUGGAAAUGGAAGGAAGAACAUGAUUUGGAAAUAUGAUACAGGUACUUACAGCUACUACAGUGGUGUAAGUAAACAUAGCCUUCAACUGCAAUCAGAAGGUAGAGGUUACUCACAACUCACAGGUUAAUACCAUGGAUAGCUUGAGUAAUCUGGAGCUAAUCUAUAGCUCUGGAACAGUUUCCCUUCAUGAUCGUCUUGAGAAGCUUUGGCUAUAUAUGCCCUCCCCUUAGAAUAACUUUACUGAAGGGACACUCUGUUUGGAAUCCGGUCAUAAGUGCUGAUUAGACGACGUAGUACUUACAUUGUUUUAGUUCUUGUUUUCGAAUGACAGACAAAAGGCUACAAAUGUCAAAUGCAAACAUGAUGAAUCAAUAACAAAACAUUCAAUAUUAUUUUGUGGAAUAUACUCUUCUCUAGAAAAGGCAUUUGAGUUUUGCUGAAGCUUGUUCGCAGAUGAACACAACACUUAACCAAAAUUGACCAGGAGAAACGUAAAAUUGAACAAAUUUGCAUUUGGCAUCCCAUGACUACUGGAACUAUUAUGUAAACAUUGAUUUACAUCAUGAGUAUGGAAUUCCCAUCGCUGAGUUGCAGACAUUCCUCCUCACGAUACAUCCCCAGAGGUCACGAGCAAGGAGGAACGGCUGUUUUUGCAGGCUACCACAGCUCAAGUUUAAUUUAAGGAAAAAAUAAGUGUCAAUCCGAUCCAUUGUUUAUAGUAAUAACCUGGCUUUGAAGAUUGGAAAAAGUCUCAAAAGUAUAGGGAGAAUAAAAAAUAACAACAAAACAAUAUUUAAACUUCAUGUCCAGUGUUUUUUAUGUGUGCACCACCCAAACCUAGAAGCCAAACAUUUGUUGCAUUUGUCUAGACAAAAGCAAUGCAACAAAGUGGCACUCAAGGAAAAUCAUGGGAGUCAGUUGGUUAUAUUUGUUGGUUAUAUCUGUGAAUUUAUCUGUGCUGUUUUGUUUGUUUUAAGGACUGUUUGCAUAUACUAGUGGCUGCCUUGUGGUAAUAGAGGACCUUCAUUCUGGCACUCAACGUCACCUUAUGGGGCAUGCAGAAGAGAUUUCUACCCUAGCUUUACAGCAUGAUGGCCUGUUUCUGGCCUCAGCUUCAGGACCCAGUGACAAUAAUUCCAGUCAGAUCUGUUUGUGGAACAUACAAGAAGGGGUGUGCAAGAAGGUAAAUAAUUUUAACAUCCUAGAUGAAAGGCAAGUGGACAACCCUUAAGUUAUUGCUGUAUUUCUCUCUUCUAAGGUUAGGAGAUCUUGAAUUCCCACCAGCAACUUCAGAUGAAAACACACAAGACUGGCAUGACCAUUCCAAUGAUCCCUGGCUAACAGCCUGCACUUUUGUCAUGGGAGUGCCCCUUAGGUUUUUAUUGGAGGAUUUUGGUGUGGAGGUGCCCUCCCCUCCCCCUCCCCCUCCCCCCAGUUUAGAUUCUGUGUUGUGGCUAGUAAAAUUAAAAAUGUGCAUCUCUGGCACCAAUCUUGUAUGGAAGCAUUCAAGUUUUACAGAAUAAGAUUUAGGCUUUAUCCAAGACUGAGCAUCUUUGGAAGUCAAAGUGUUAUUUAUUGUUUUUUUUCUUCAGGUUCUUUCCCACCAUGAGCAUGAGGUUGUCUGCCUUGCAUAUGCCCAUGAUGACAGGUUCCUCGUAUCUGUGGGUGAUUACAGGGAAUGUUCAGUGGUUGUGUGGUGCACCAGAGAUCUUGUUGUUCUAACUGCUUCAUAUGCAAGACAUCCUGUGCAUGAUGUCAUGUGGGAUCCUUAUACUGCAAAUGAGUUUGCUUCAGUGGGACAAGAUGGUUCUGUGUUGUUCUGGCUACUGGACGAAACUGGUGAAAAACUGACUCUUAAUGUAAGAUUCUGCCAUUGUAGUGUGUAGCAUACAGAACAAUAGGGAGAUUGAGUGGUAGCAACGAUGAUGGCCAAAGCACUGGCAACAUCAGAAAAGCAAUAGGUUUAAUGAUUAAACAACAACUCUGCACAUGCAUCACACUUGUUUGGCCCAUUUCUUUGUCUUUACUGCAUGACUUAGACAGAAAUAUCAUGACACAACGUUUUAAGGAUGACAUAAACACAUCAAAACCAAUUUUUUCUCUUUUUAAACUUGGGUGUGGUCUCCAAGAAUUCACCCCCAGGAAGUCUCACCUACUCUGUACAACCUCUAAGUGCACUGGAAUGAUAAUUGCAAGAACAUUAAAAAAAUAUUGCAUUGAUUUUUAUUGUGAUGUUUUGCUGCCAUUGCCAUCUUCCCUGCUAAUUAAGAGCUCCAUAAAGUCUUGACUUAAAGUGUGAUCAUGUAUGUUGAGGGAAUACAAUAGAUCUUUAAAUUGAUGCUUUUUCAUGACAUCAUGUCUGCCAUAUUGCUGUAUGAAAACAAUGAAAUGUCCCAAACUAAUCCGGUGGGCGUUGAACCUUUUUCUAGUGCAAAAACUUUCUUUGUUCUUAUAAAUUUGCAUCUAAGCAGUAAAGCUGCUGGCCACAUGAGUCAAAAGGCUCUUAAGGCAGUGAUGUAGUCAUACAAAACUAUAGAAGUAAUUUUUGAAUUAUGUGUCAAGACAAGUUGUACUGGUGGUGCUUUUAGACAAUUCUUGUUGUUAAUGAAGUGUAAAUUGGGACAAAGUAUUAGUAGAUGACAGUUUGAGGUAAAAAAUCUGUACAUGACCAGAGUAGAGUCUCUGGUUCCCUCUUUUGUAAAAUAUUGUCAAAUAAAACCAGUUGUCCCCAUGCAAAAGUUCUGCCAAAGAGCUUUUAUUUGAUUGGUAGCACCAUAGGAUUUCAUCUACAGAUUGGCAAAUAAUCGUGCCAUAACUUGGUAUAGUGGUGAAAGGGUUAAAAUAACAUGAAUCUAAUUAAUUACCAUUCAGGUUCAUGAACCAGAGGUCCCAGAGGAACUUAUGCAGUCUAAGAAGGUACCAGUGAGAGGGUUCUAAUGUCCUUUUAGUCAUUUUUGUGUGGAGCUGUGUAAUAAUUGUGAUUUGUAGCCUGCUUUCACCAUUUCUGCAUCAAAUUCUUUUCUAGGACAAGAAUGUUUUUUCAGUGUUCUGUAGUUGUGUAGUUUUAUCUGCUUUUCUCCCUCUUUUCUUUAAUAAAUACUAUAAUGUCAAACAUUCUUGGUUCCCACUAGUGAAAAAUCAUAACAUCUUUUACAGAGAGAUGAGUACCACGCUUUUACUUCAUUAUGGUAUGCAGGAGACAGUGUUAUGUAUGCUGGUACUAGUGCAGGUGAGGUUAUUCAUGGAUAAUUAUUGUAAUUGACUAAUUAUUGUAUUAAAUUUUAAGCACGUCAAAGUUCAAUGCAAUCCAGUCAUAGUCAUCGUAAUGACAGCCUUGUGUGUAGGGAUUGCCACUCUAGGAACUUACUGGCCUUGGACAUUCCCAGCACAUAGCCCCAACAUAGCAGUGUAGUUCUGUUAACUAACAUAUAUUAGGCUGCAAAAAAUCUGUGUGAAAAGUGCAUCAAGCGAUAUCGUUUUAUCUCUAUAAAGGGAUGCUUUCAGCUUGGGACACAAGGCAAAACAAGUGCUUUAUUCAUUGGGAAGGAGAUUCGACAGAAAUUGGUAAGGACUUAACAGACACUUUAAUGUUACAUCCAGUCUCUAACAGAAACGGGGUUUCUUAUCCCUUGAGCUUUUUAUGGCCCGAUGUCAGGGGUGGCUAUGUAGUCCAUGGAUUUGUUUUGAUAGAGAACAAAAAGUGGGUUAUUUAAAGAUAAAUCAUAGAUCUUAAUGUUGAGCAUGCGAUAAGGAAAUAUCCCUGACAAGAAUAGAACCCUUUACAUACUGGAAGACAAUCUCAAACCCAAGCUUAUUGGAGACUUAAAAUAUCUUCCUUUGUCCUAACUGAGCUGAAAUUGUGUUGUUUUCCUUAAACCCUUCCACUCCUACACAAUGUCAUUAAUUUCUCUAUAACUUUUACAUCUGUUGAUGAAAUCCAUGGUGCUUCCAUUCAAAUAAAACCUCCUUGGCAGAACUUCUGCAUAGCACUACUUAUUUGUACAACAAGAAAGUUCAACUUUCUUUUGAAUUCAUUUCUGGUUGCCCAUUAUUUGGAGUGAAAGGGUUAAGCAGCUCAAAGGAUGCUUUUGGCAUUGCUUAUCCUAGCAGGGAUGCACAUCAUGUGCAAGUCUAUCUUGCCAUGAGACUACCAUGUCAUUUGAUUAGCUCUCACCAAAGUCUUCUUCAAGGAAGUAAUGGUCAUCUUAUUCCAGUCUGGAAAAGAGAUUCGUUCUCUCUAAUCAUAUAUAAGUGCAUUUGAUUAACUUUGCUCACUGUAUUAAUUUGCAGACCUAAUAAUGGGGCAUGGAGGUACCCUUAUAGCUGGGAGCAGUUCAGGAAAUCUCCGUCUGUGGUCUGUGGUGGGUGUGAGUGAAAUGAGGCUUCCUGGGGAGAGCACCAGGUAUUCUUAAAACAAUUUCUUUGAAUGUGUUCCCUUUGUGAUAAACACACUUCCUCAUUUCUAUUAAGUGUGAAUCUGUUUGUCCUAAAAAUUAUUUUGCCGAUUUUACCCUCGAUUCAGACUAAAAGACUUAGUGUAGUUCAAUUCACCCUGAGGCAUUGUCAUGUGAGUUUUUGUAAAUGAGCAAUAUGCCAUGUUCCAUUUACACAGCUCUAUCUUGACAACUCUUAAAAGGCCUGAAAUUACUGCUGCAGUAGUUUUCAAUUAGAUUUUAUAGAAAGUAAAUUUUCACCUUUGAUUAUUCCUUUACCAUCACGUCAUUUUGUGUCAAAAUGUUAUGGUCUUAGAUUGUCCAGCAAUGGCCUUGUUAUGGAAGAUGAGAUGACUCUAGAUGGAGCUAUUACCUCUGCUUCCUUUGAUGAAGCGCUGGAAACUGUGAGUGUUAGAUAUGGUUAGCCUAACGUAAGUCAUCCUGAGUUUCUGUUUUUAAGAAAGAAAUAAGAGUUUCAUGAAAAACUUAAAAAAUGAUGUCAUUUUUAGGGUAUCAUUGGCACGUCAUCAGGUACAUUAUGGUAUGUCAACUGGGAAGAAAGAACCAGCAUUAGACUUGUCAGUGGGCAUGCUAAGCAGGUGAGGAAUGCCCUGUUAAAGAAACAGAUGUCCACCAAAAUACUCAAAUGUUGGCUAUUGAAUUUACCUACUAUCGACUAUAAACCUAAUAUUGAAAAACAGUGGGUAUUUGAGUGCAGGUACAACUGAAGGUGUUAGGUUUCGAGUUACAGGACCUCAACAGGUAAACCGUCUGUAUUAAGUACAGGUCGGGGGAGUUUCGUAGGAAUCCAAACAGAGCAAGUUGGGUGGGAAUAAAGAAGUGUAAGUCUUAGUUAAAAUAAUGGAUAGCACAAUCCAAUGGCUGAAUCAUCAUGCAGUUCAUGGCACAAUUUUAUAUGUAUCUACCUCUUGGAAAACUAGGGCCAGACUAACAAGUAUGGAAUUGGUUCAGAGUUCAUCAAACUUGAAUAUGUGUCAGGCAGUUCAGAAAAAAAAUUGCCAUUUUUGUAUUAUAAACACCUCGUUUUUGUUUAGUCAUUGAAGAAUGGAAUUUGAACCACAAAUAUAUCCAAACCUUGGCCCCCUGCCUGAUGUUUUUGCAUGGUCGCUCUCUCACUUUUUGCUUGUGUAUGAUGCAGAUUAGUGACCUGGUGUUCAGUGGUCCAGAUGAUCAAUAUUUUGCUACAUCUAGUGCAGAUGGUGUCUUACACCUCUGGAGUAAAGACGGCUUGGAGCAUCUACAAUUUCAAGUCCUUGAACAGGUAAUAACUAAAAAAACUUUUUGUUGCAUAUCCCCUUCUCUCACAUAAUGUCUGUCAAAAUAAAACCACUUUGGUAGCACUUUUACAUGGUAUAAUUUGUCUUCCAGUAUUAAGUUUACUGAAUUUAAUGGCUUAUUAACCAACUAUGUUUGCUUUCUUUCAGACCUGUAACUGUGUGUCUUUUUGCCCAGUUCCUGCAGCCACUCCCACCAAGUCAAUCACAAAUGAGGGACAGACAGUAGCCACUGUCCACCCUCAGCCUUCACCUGCUGAGACUGCCAUUCAACCUUCACACUGUGUGGCUGGCUACAGUGAUGGCACCAUAAGAAUAUUUGAUUUGGGAAAAGUGGAGAUGAUCAUGAAGAUGCAGCCUCAUGGUGCUUCCAUCACUACAAUUUCAUUCUCUGCUGAUGGUAAGGACACGACCCAAAGUUUUUGUCAUCAACCAAAACAAGUUUUACCUAAGAAAGAUGUAGAAGAGUUACGAGUAGAAACAGAAAAUAAUUAUAGCGAUGGUAGAAUUAACCUUGCCCACUGAUAUCUAAUUUACUUGCCAAAGCCCUUUUACUACAUAGAUGAACUUUUAUGGAAGCAUUUUUUGCUCUCUUUGUAUUAACAUGUAGGAAGAGUUAUAAUUAGUGGAGCAGAAGAUGGUUUGCUAGCUAUAAGCAGCCCUUCAACAGGUCUCACAAUCAGGCUAAUGAAUGACCACAGGGGCGCUCCAAUCACAUGUCUUCAUGUCUCUUCAAUCAAGGUAAGUAGCUGUAGCUGUGUCGGAUUGCUUGAAGGUGGCAGGUGUUGGUGAAUAUCCUUCUUGGUUUUUAACAUCCAGUCUUGGGAAGAUGAAUGGAGUAUUUGAAAGUCCAAAAGGGAUGAGGAAUAAUCAACAGGCCUUUUGGUACUGGUAUAAUUAUUGCUCAUUUUGUGAAUACCUUGGUACAAUGGACCCCUCAGUGGGUAGGGAGUGAAUCCUCAGCAGUUAUUACAAAACAUCUUUAUGGGCACCUUUUGAAGGAAUCGAGUGUGUCAGUUGUUGCUGGCGCUAACUUAUUUCUUGUAUAAAAUCACACACUCAGAUGUCUAAUGGCCUGCACUGAAAGAAAUGAACAGUUAAACCUAUGUUUAGCCAUCAUUCUUAGCCAACUGACUGCUUAAUAAUACCGCGUGACGGCUUUAUUGACGUGAAAACGAUAAGUUAAGGGAUGGAGAGCGAGCUAGUAAGUGACCCCUUCAUAUAGGUUUGGCUGUGUGAGGCAUUUCACUGACAUCAUUUCCUAAACAGCAUGCUAAGAUACCUGAUGGUAGUGCAAAAUAAAUACACAAAACUUAGUAUUCACUUUUUACAUAUUAAAACAUGGCUUCAGUCUAGAAGAUAUCUUAAGUAAGAAUUGCUGUGCACUUCGCUAGGAUCAACAUUACCCUCUAUCCUCUCCACUUCUGUGGCUGGCUGCAAGUGCUGAUCGACGUGUGAGCAUCUGGAGUGCCGAUUGGUCCAAAGACUUCUGUGAGCUGGUGGACUGGCUGACCUUCCCUGCACCACCUAUUGGACCUGAUGGAAAAGCUCUUAGAAGAGGAGAUCCGGCACGUGAGCUUACUGAAGGCUUUUUCAACUAAAAAAAGAUGUUAUCAGUGUUUCAAGAUAUGCUACUUCAUUAUCCAUCAAAAUCAAUCUUCAGGUUUUGGUAAUGAAGUAUGUGAAACAUGCUUAAAAGGCAAAAAUUACAUCCCAUGGGGACUGUUUAUACCUCCCUGGGCUGCAGCUUGUUACUUUUUGGCUACAUUCAACUGUUGAUGAGGGCAUUUGGUUCAGGUAUGAGACUGAACGACAGAAAGUACCAUUCACUUUUAGUGGGAAAUACAUACCGAUUAAACCAGUCAGAACACUACAGUUGAACCUGUCUACAACAACGGCCACCUUGGGGACAGAAGAAAGCGGCCAUUGUUGUGAGGUGGCCGUUGUAGAGAGAUUGAAACAAUGGUGAAUGUAUGGAAUGUUCGCCAAAAAAAUGGCCACUGUAGAGAAGUGGCCGUUUGUGGAGGUUCGGCUGUAUACUAAAGUCAACCACUGUAAAACUGAGUGUAAUAACAUGGUGGUGGUGGUGCUUGUUCAACAGGCUCAGUACAGUAAACUUCCACCCAGUCUGGCCCAGUUCUCUCCAGCAGACCCUGACAUCAUUGUGUACACUGGCUAUGGCAUGCAGAAGGUGGUGCAGUUUUAUAGUCUUUCUCAAAAAAAGGUAAGACAACCCAGAUGGACAGAUAGUGUUCUGAUUCCAAGAUUACCUUAUUGAAGGUUGUUUUAUGUACUGGUGAUCUUUUCAUCUGGGAAGUAAUUAAAGGUCAGCAGCCUUAAGGGGCAGUUUUCAGUGAGGCAGUUAAGAAAAACAGUUGUAAUGCAGACAAUCCAACAACAACGGUCAGUUACAUGCAGUGCAAUAAAAGGAAAACUAAAAAUACAUUACAGGUAAGCAAAUGCUUAGCAUCUAAAUAAUUUCAUCUUGACACAUUGUUGGAAAGACACGAUCCAGUCACACAAGGCAGCAAUGCAAGGGUUUGCACUACUUUCCGAAUUUUUAAAAAACGUUUUUCCAGCGUCUGGGAGCACCUUCUGGAAAUUACUCCUGGGAUUUUAUUAUUGUUUUGGAUGAUUGUGGUACAGGAUACAGUGGAAGAAUAGCAGCACAGCUGCUACCUUAUUUUCUGUUCAGAAAUCAAUGUUUUGUAAGGAGUAAAUAAAUGAGGUCCUCAAAAAAGUUUCUUCUCUGUACCCUUAUGGAAAUAUUCCUGCAAUUUCACUUUCGUUUAUUGUAUGAGCCCCAAAUGUUUUAAACCAAAGCACUUGCAAACAUAAGCGAGCUUAAGCUGGAAGAAUGCUGACGUCCCAGAUGUGAUGAAUAGCAACUAGAAGUUCGAUGUCUCGCUUGAUGGAACACUUCUGACUCACAACAAAUCUAAAUACCUUUGUUUCAACUUCCACUGUAUUAAUUUGUCACAACAGAUCGCUGAAAGAGAGAAAAUAUCAACUUCUGGUUGCCAUUUUUGAUGUCUUCGACGUCAAUGUUUUCAUUGCUUAAGGUCCCUAUUCUUUCAAUCUUCGUCGAAAAUAGUGACUAAUCUUGACUACAUGUUAGGUUGUGCGAACGGCUGCAUUGACACAGUGGGCAACAUCUAUGGAUGUAUCACCCAAAGGACAUCUCAUUGCCAUCGCAACAGCAGGUAAACCACCUCCUCACUUAUUUCAAAAUGUGAUUGAUGUAUGAGAUGCAUUGAAUCAUCCAAUACGCAGACAUCAAGGCAGCCGAAACUUCAACGUGUCUGGAUCAGGAGUAGAUCCAGGAUUUUUUUUAGGAGGGGGUUCACUCGUCUCUUGCUCUACCUCGACACCAAUAAACCACAUAGUUUUUUUUUGGCAGAAUACAAGUUGUUUUAGAAAACCGCAGGUCAUCUCAGGGGGGUGGGGGGUGCGCACCCCCUGCACCCUCCCCCUAGAUCCGCCCUUGUGGAUAUCAGGUGAAACACUGAAUGGAGUGUUUGAUAUAGCUUCUCAAAUAAUCACUAAUUCUCAUAGAAAUUCAAAAAUUAAGUUUGCAAAAUUAGUCCUUUCUUGUCAACCUGUGCUUUGAAAUACAGUGUAUGGGACGAGUGUGGUUGACAGUCAUGUUUUUAUGUUUGAUAUGACUGGAAAUAAGGGUUGUAAGCUACUUAAAAAAAGAGGAUUGUAAACAGAAAGAAUGUGCAAAGUAAAAAGUGUGCUAUCAUCACUUACUACUAGAAGCCUUUUGACCAUAACUGUAUUGUUAGCAACACAAACAUUGCUCAUGUUUUUCCAGGCAUACGAUAAUUUCUUUCUCUAUAGCACUGAAUUUCAUUUUUUAAAGUUAACACAACAUACACUGUUUGUUUUGUUAUGCUUCUAGAGCGACUUGUGAAACUUAUGGAUUACAGUGAGGGAAGUUUUCAAGAUUUCCUUGGACACUGUGGUGUUGUAAACCAUGUAAGGUUUGCACCAUCAGGGGAGCUUUUUUGUUCAACAAGCCACUCAGAAAUUUUGACGUGGACUGUAAAAGCAUAGUUGGAAGUCAAAAGGUCUGAAUGGUAGCUUCUUUUGGUUGAAGCUGGAGUUGUGAGUUCCUCUUUAAUGCACUUAUUAAGUGUAGAGAGAGCUCAGUCUGCUCAGUCUGGAGAGCUACAGGAGCCUCCAUUGCAAGCAAAGGUAGACAGUUCUGAUCAGCUCAAUGAAUGGCAUCAUCCUCACCAACAAUGGCUAGCAGAUAGUUUUCAUGCAAUAUGACUGAGAUAGCAUACACAUGUACAGCCUUGUAUAAGACCUUGUAUCAACUUGUAUAAGACAGUGUUAAUGACAGUGGCAAACAAACUUUCCCCUUCAUGUUGUCAUAUGACUCCAUGGUCUCUUCCAUAAAACCAUACUUCCUGUAGGGCUUAUAUAAAUGGUGGAUAGUAGUUUGCUGGGAAACCACAGGAAGUAAGAAAAUUAUUGGUUGACUAAAAAUGAUAUUAACUCCCAUGUGGAGAUUUUCAUAAUUAAAAAAUUAUAUGAUUGUGUGUCAC
Messenger RNA from Porites lobata, 29659 nucleotides. Lineage: Eukaryota; Metazoa; Cnidaria; Anthozoa; Scleractinia; Poritidae. The record is from the annotation of a GenBank genome assembly.